Messenger RNA from Drosophila busckii, 832 nucleotides. It is a transcript of the gene ATPsynC, whose product is annotated as ATP synthase lipid-binding protein, mitochondrial. Gene Ontology annotation, biological process: proton motive force-driven ATP synthesis; proton transmembrane transport. NCBI's taxonomy places the organism in Eukaryota, Metazoa, Arthropoda, Insecta, Diptera, Drosophilidae. The record is from RefSeq and is a predicted model, not a curated record. The transcript has 4 exons. Bases 159 to 575 code for a protein of 138 amino acids. Gene Ontology annotation, molecular function: proton transmembrane transporter activity.
UCACCACGAAAUCAACUUUUGCACAGCGAUUGUAGGGUAAAGCAAGAAUUUGCGUUCAAUACGGUUCCACUGUUGUUAAGGGUUUGUUCGAAAGCUCCGAGCGCUAGCUUCAAAUUUGUCGUCUUUGUGCGAAUUAUCCAAAUAAAAAUCAACUAAAAAUGUUCGUGUCGACAGUCUCUCGCAUUGCCCCCGUUGCCAGGACCGCAAUCCUCGCCAACUCCAAGCAAUACUUGCGACCAUUGAGCAGCGCCGUCAUCAGCCAGAGCCAAACCUUGGCCGCUCAGAACACAACCCCCGUAGCAUUACUGCCACAGAUCAGGUCAUUCCAGACCUCGCCAGUCACGCGUGACAUUGAUUCGGCUGCCAAAUUCAUUGGUGCUGGUGCUGCAACAGUCGGUGUCGCUGGUUCCGGUGCUGGUAUCGGAACAGUGUUCGGUUCCCUCAUCAUUGGUUAUGCCAGAAACCCAUCGUUGAAACAGCAGCUGUUCUCGUACGCCAUCUUGGGUUUCGCUCUGUCUGAGGCUAUGGGUCUGUUCUGUCUUAUGAUGGCCUUCCUGUUGCUGUUCGCCUUCUAAGCGCUCCGCUACGCUCGUCCUUGUUUCGUGUCAUUGUAUGCGGUGUGUGUGUGUGUGUGCGCUUGGAACUCCAUCCAAUUUGCAAGCAAGCAUUCAACGGCAGCAGCGACAACGAGAGAAAGCAAAAGUAUAUAGAAGAAACAACAAACAACAACCAACACCAACGUUCGUUUUUCGAUUAUUAAUGAUAAUUGAUUGAUAGCAACAAAAACAACAUCCUGUGUACUAUCUAAUUAUAAAAUAACAACAACAUAAUA